Molecule: messenger RNA, 2451 nt
Organism: Pantherophis guttatus
Lineage: Eukaryota; Metazoa; Chordata; Lepidosauria; Squamata; Colubridae
Source: RefSeq, a predicted model, not a curated record
GCUCUUUCAUGGAUAAAUCAGCUCAACAAGUCUCUGCCUCAGUCCCAAUGUGUGGAAAGUUGUCAUCCUGGGUUUGUCAAGCGGAAGCGAGAAGGAGAGCCUGCUUGCUGCUACGACUGCAUUCCUUGUCCUGAGGGGACCAUCUCCAUCCAUGAAGUAUAUCUUAUGCUUCCAAAGGAAUAGAACGAUUUAUUUUCACCAUUCAAGAGAUCAACAAGAAUAUCCAGCUCCUAUGCAAUCUCACGCUUGGCUACAAUAUCCAUGACAACUAUUUGAACACACUUGGCACUUCAGAAGUCUUGCUGGACAUGCUCUCUACUGGAGAAGCCAAUGUUCCCAACUACAGCUGUGGAAAGAAGGACAACAUUUUGGCUCUUCUUGAUGCAGCUGACAGGGAGUUUUCCAUCCAGAUGUCAACAUUAGUAGGCACCUACAAAGUCUCACAGAUCAGUCAUAGAAUUGUUUCAGAGACUCUGAGUGAUAAAAGUAAAUUCCCUUUUUUCCACCGGAUGCUCCUCAAAGAAGGGUUUCAGUAUUCAGCAAUUGUCCGAGUGCUCCUGCACUUCAGAUGGACCUUGAUUGGCCUCCUUGCUCCAGACACAGAGGAGGGAGAUAAUUUCCUGAGGACUUUUCCUCCUUUGCUUCUCAGGAAUGGAAUUUGUGUCGUUAUAGCAAAAGAAUUCUCAAUGUCUGGACAUCCAGCACCCUUCAGGGAUUCCAGUUUUUCUCAGUGGAAACAAGUCAAUGUCUUUGUUCACUUCACAGAACACAUUAUUGUUUCAAACACAUUUCAUACUUUUCAUCUAACACUUGACAUUUUGUCAGGACCCAUCAGAGAGAAAGUCUGGAUCACCACAACUUUGGGAAACUGUAUAAUGCAUCAUCUUGGAUAUCACAAAUACAUCCAUAGUAUUUGGAGCUUUGAAUUUCUGCAAAAAAUAAGCCCAAAACAUGGUGCUUUUGAACCCUUUUCCUUUUUAGACUCCCAGUAUGAACACAAAAAUUUUCAGUGCUCUUUUCCAAAGCAUGUUUUUUCUGUCAAAGGCCGGAAAAGAUGCACCCAAAAUUCUCUGGUGGAGACAGAAGAUGAUUUGAACGGGAUGAUGAUCGAAAACAGUGACUCUGUUUACCUUAUCUUUAUGACUCUGGCCCAUGUCUUGAAGGCUGCAUAUUCAUCCAGAUCCUGGAGGAGAAGGAAGGAGACCCAAGAGACACUGGAGGCUCCAAGGUUGCAGCCAUGGCAGUUCCAUCCCUUUCUGGAGAAGAAUGACUUCUACAAUCUUUCCCACUGGAAUCUUUACGUGGACCAUAAUGGACAAAUAGCUACAGAUAUGGACAUUGAGUUCUUGGUGAUUUCACCCGAGGAGGAUUUGAUCAAAAGGAAACUGGGGAGUAUUGAAAGACAGAGAAUUAUUAUUAACGAAUUUGCUCUCUUAUGGCUAAAUCAGCUCAACAAGUCUCUGCCUCAGUCCCAAUGUGUGGAAAGUUGUCAUCCUGGAUUUGUCAAGCGGAAGCGAGAAGGAGAGCCUGCUUGCUGCUAUGACUGCAUUAUUUGUCCUGAGGGGACCAUCUCCAUCCAUGAAGAGUUUCAACAUCUUUUUUACAUUGUGGUGAUCAAAACUGGAUACCGUAUUCCAAGUGUGGUCUUAUCAAGGCUCUAAGAGAUAAAGAUGGAUCCUGGCUUGAUUCAGAAGACCUUUUCUUAAUGUUUGGAAAUGGAAGUUUGCAAGGACAUCCUCUUGAAAUUUUCACAUUGUUUAUCAAAUUUAGCAGAAAUGUGUUUGGUUGGCUGUAUCCCCCUUCUUGGUUUUAUCAUGGUUGUAUUUUUCUAGUGGCCAAGAAGUUCUCAGCCUUCCUCAUCCCUUCUUGGACCUGGAUAAAGAUGUAGCAUUUAAGGACUGUACUUUUAACCAAGUCUGUUUUUGCUGAAGCAACUGCAGGAACACAUAGUAAUAUGGUCAAGUUUUCUAGUGUCUUCCGUUAUUCUGCUGUUUUGGAGAGAAACUGUUCAUCCUAAACAUGUGCCAAUUUUCUUCAAACCAUGUAUGCGAUUAACUAGUUUUCAAAGAUUGAUGUUAAAUGUCUUUUUCUUAUUUUUUUUUUCAACUCUAAUUGUUCAUCUUUUAAUUUUUUUCUUCUUCUCUGUGUUCUCCUUUGAAUGAUGUAUUUUGUUGACCGCUGGUCUGAGAGUAAAUAUAUUUUUAAUUUUUAAUUUACAAUUUUGGACAAAACAGUGGAUUGAAUUCAAUUCCAGCAGGCUCUAUAUAUUUAUUGUAUCCCUUACUUACUUACUUACUUACUUACUUACUUACUUACUUACUUACUUAAGAAGCAUACUGAUUUUGUGCAUGGGUUGACAAAUGUUUACAAAAAAAUAGAUAGGGAAAAAGAAAUAAUCUUUAGGAAAUGUUAAAUAGUCUAAAUUGUCAAAUAAAGAUAUCAACAAAUACC